This is a messenger RNA of Aspergillus puulaauensis, 765 nucleotides long. RefSeq names its product BTB/POZ domain-containing protein. Gene Ontology annotation, molecular function: protein binding. The coding region runs from base 1 to 765 and encodes 254 amino acids. NCBI's taxonomy places the organism in Eukaryota, Fungi, Ascomycota, Eurotiomycetes, Eurotiales, Aspergillaceae. The record is from RefSeq and is a predicted model, not a curated record. The transcript is spliced from 2 exons.
AUGACUAGGUGGUUUUCCAAAAAGGUCCCUACGGAGGACAGUCGCAGCCCGAGUGCGACUUCGACACGGUCGAUGAAUCCAAUGUGUGACAUUGGUGGGUAUACUAUGAAUUACGCGAACCAGCUGCUCCGGACGGGAAAAUACUCGGAUCUCACCUUAUCCUGCCAGGGGCGUGUCUUCCAUGUACACCGGGUGAUCGUCUGUCCCCAGGUGCAGUUCGUGGAAGGCGCAGUCAGGAGCGGGUUAAAGGAGGCUGUGGAGUCGCAUAUUGAUUUUCCAGCAGACGAUCCGCGUAUGAUAGAUAUGGUAGUGUCAUGGUGCUACAGCCGAGAUUCCAGCUUCGAGAACGAACAGGAUAUGUUCCAAUUGUAUCUGGUGGCCGACAAGUUUGGCAUCUCCGACCUCAAAGAAUAUACGUACCGUCGAAUGCUCAGCUGGACGAUAGAGAGCUGCUUUACGUCUCAAGACUUCCCCUACUCUGUUGAGAAAAUUUGGCGCGAAGCACCACCGUAUGAAAAGGAGCUCCGCCACAAAAUGGUCCAACUUGUUGCAAUGGGGUACAAAUCAUCUCGGGAGGAAGAUUGGAAGAGGAUUCUUAGCGAUAAUCCCGAGCUGGUAAUGGAGGUGCUUGAUGAGGUCGGUGUCAUGCAUUCGAAACUGAGCUCAGAAUUGGAGCAGGCAAAAAAGGAAGAGGACGAGGCAAAAGAGGGAGUGAUGCGACAAGCGAAGUGCAGAAGUUGCCGCAAGAAAUACCGCAAGUACUAG